GUAACCAACAUCUCUAUGUGGCUGUCAAGAAUAAACCAUCGAGAUAGCUGAAGCCAACAUCUCUAUGUCCCUCUUUCCAAAUUUGUUUAUUUUUAAUUAGUAUCAAGCAGAGCAGCUCCAACUGCAAGUUUACUCUCUCAGGUGUACUUCCUUUUUUGUCAGAUCUCAAAAUCCAGAAGAAUCAACCUCAACCCUCCACCAAGGACUCAUCUUUUGAAACCUUUUUCCUCCUUAUUUAAUAAGAAGUAGUAACUGUUUUCUUGCUCACUAGGUUUCCAUACUAGUAGCAUUUGAAUCCUGCCACCUUCUGUCAAUUCUCUGCACUGAACCAGCAUUUAAGAGUUUGACUGAGUUACCUUAACAGCACCAGAUACUGCAUAAAACCAUAUUUAAGGCUCUGCCAUUUUUUUUCUAUUGGAGCAGACUGCAGAGCACCAGAGAGAGUGUUUCCAAAAUCCCUUCAAGUUCAUCAAACGUUCCCUGAACAAAACCGCCACAACUAGCCAAUCAAGUGCCAUUACUACCUUACCUUAUUUUCUUGCUUGACAAGGAGAAAGAAACAGAAUAAGUAAACUUGUUUUGGUCACACACAAAAAAAAAGUCUCUGAUUUUCUCUGUUUCUGUGUGGAGGAGAAGAAACCUUUCACCUUUCACCUUUCAGUUUCAUCAUAAAGCAACAUUGACCAAGGUUAGAUCUUUAUCAUCUCAGAACAAUGUUACCCCAGAAGCAAGGUGAAGAAACCAUGAUGUCAAGCCUGAAUGAGGCGAUUGAGCAUGGCGAAAGAGAGGAAGAGAAUGAAGGUGGUGGUUCAGGGCUGAAGAACUUUCUCUGGCAUGGUGGCUCUGUUUAUGAUGCCUGGUUCAGCUGUGCUUCAAAUCAGGUUGCACAGGUUCUGUUAACACUGCCAUACUCUUUCUCUCAACUUGGAAUGCUUUCAGGAAUCAUUUUCCAAAUCUUCUAUGGCUUGCUUGGUAGCUGGACUGCUUAUUUGAUUAGUAUUCUGUAUAUUGAGUACAGAACCAGAAAAGAGAAAGAGAAUGUUAGCUUCAAAAACCAUGUCAUUCAGUGGUUUGAAGUGUUGGAAGGUUUACUGGGUCCAUACUGGAAGGCCAUUGGAUUGGCCUUCAACUGCACUUUUCUCCUCUUUGGAUCUGUUAUCCAGCUUAUAGCUUGUGCAAGUAACAUAUACUACAUAAAUGAUCACUUGGACAAGAGGACUUGGACUUACAUAUUUGGAGCUUGUUGUGCCACCACAGUGUUCAUACCCUCAUUCCAUAACUACAGGAUUUGGUCUUUCCUUGGCCUUGGCAUGACCACAUACACAGCUUGGUACUUGACCAUUGCAGCUGUUGUUCAUGGCCAGGUUGAAAAUGUGAAACACACGGGCCCAAACAAAUUGGUUUUGUAUUUCACAGGCGCCACCAACAUCCUCUACACUUUCGGCGGCCACGCCGUUACAGUGGAAAUCAUGCAUGCAAUGUGGAAACCUCAGAAGUUCAAAUAUAUCUAUCUUUUUGCCACACUUUUUGUGUUCACCCUUACCCUACCAUCUGCUAUUGCUGUCUACUGGGCCUUUGGUGACCAACUCUUGGACCAUUCCAAUGCCUUCUCUCUUCUACCUCGCAAUGGCUGGCGUGAUGCUGGUGUCAUCUUAAUGCUCAUUCACCAGUUUAUCACCUUCGGAUUUGCUUGUACCCCAUUGUAUUUUGUGUGGGAGAAAGUGAUAGGAAUGCAUGACACAAAGAGCAUAUUUUUGAGGGCUCUAGCCAGGUUGCCUGUGGUGGUACCAAUAUGGUUUUUGGCCAUUAUUUUCCCAUUCUUUGGCCCCAUCAACUCUGCUGUGGGGGCUCUUCUGGUUAGCUUCACCGUCUAUGUCAUCCCUGCCUCCGCCCAUAUGCUUACUUAUAGGUCUGCUUCUGCAAGACAGAAUGCUGCAGAGAAAUUGCCCUUCUUCAUCCCAAGCUGGACUGCAAUGUUUGUGUUCAAUGCAUUUGUGGUGGUAUGGGUUACUGUAGUAGGCUUUGGAUUUGGAGGGUGGGCUAGCAUGACAAACUUCAUCAAGCAGGUUGACACAUUUGGACUGUUUGCCAAGUGCUACCAAUGCCCACCAAAACUCUCAGCUUCCAACCAUACACUGCACCACUGAAAAAUCAUGUUCUUUUGUCUCCUCUUGUGUUGUCUUAGGUGUAUUUUCUCUAUCUUUUUUGCUUAAUCUCCAUACAGAUGCAUUAUUGUUAAAUGUUAAUGGUGAUGGUUCCCUUGUGUAGAAAGCCAACAUUGGUAUGUUUUGCUUUUGAAUCAUUUUGGUUAAUCAUAAACUUGAUUAUAGCUAACAUGUAUAGGGAUUGGUUGAUGUUUGGAAAUUGGCAUAUAAGGGACCUUAUAUCAAGUGAAGCCUGCAUGUUUCUCAUAA
This is a messenger RNA of Lotus japonicus, 2414 nucleotides long. RefSeq names its product auxin transporter-like protein 1. Gene Ontology annotation, cellular component: plasma membrane. The transcript is spliced from 9 exons. Lineage: Eukaryota; Viridiplantae; Streptophyta; Magnoliopsida; Fabales; Fabaceae. The record is from RefSeq and is a predicted model, not a curated record. The coding region runs from base 714 to 2147 and encodes 477 amino acids.